Molecule: messenger RNA, 2479 nt
Organism: Capsicum annuum
Lineage: Eukaryota; Viridiplantae; Streptophyta; Magnoliopsida; Solanales; Solanaceae
Product: serine/threonine protein phosphatase 2A 57 kDa regulatory subunit B' beta isoform
Exons: 3
Coding region: 621-2123 (500 amino acids)
Biological process (GO): signal transduction
Cellular component (GO): protein phosphatase type 2A complex
Molecular function (GO): protein phosphatase regulator activity
Source: RefSeq, a predicted model, not a curated record
UAUUUCAAACUAUCUCCACUUUAGUCCACUUUCUCUGUCUUCUUUUCCAUUAUCAGUCGUUCUAUUUUCCAUUUCCCAAUAUCUCUCUCUAAUUUUACCUCUUUCUCCCUCCAUUUUCUCCGAUUGAUCGCCGGAAUAUCCUAUCCCGUCCGAUCACCGUCUUUACUCCCUUCCGUCCAUCAUGUUUCAUUCUUCCGAUCCACCGGUUCACUUUCUCCGCUCUCUCAAAUUCAUUCAAUAGAUCCAAAUUUGAAAAAAUACUCGCACAUUCAUAUGAACAUCAAUUGCUUGUAGAAUUAUAAUUCUUAUUGAACUAAAAAUGUUUGUUCAUAUUGUUCAAGUUUCUCAGCUCUAUCAAAUUCAUUCAAUAGAUCCGAAUUUGAAGAAAAAUUAAUUGCUCGUAGAAUUAUAAUUGUUAUUGAACUAAAAAUUCUCAACGAGAACAUAAAACUUUUUGUUCAAACUCUCAAAUUCAUAAAAUUCGCACAUUGCAUGAAAUCAAUUGCUCGUAGAAUUAUAAUUAUUAUUGAGCUAAAAAUUCUCAACUGAGAAUAUAAAUAUUGUUGUUGUUAGUUAUGCUUUAGUUUUUUUUUUUUUUUUUUGUAUUUUUAGAAGAAAAAAUGUUGAAUAAAAUUAUUAAGCGAGGGAAUAAGAAGGUACCGAAAUCGGAUGCGUCGGAUUUUGGUAUAGUUCCGUCGGGUAAUCGGAGUUCUGGUUCAGUUUCGACGUCUAAUGUGGUUGUUAAUCAUGCUUCUAGAGGUACUGUAGCUGGUGUUGGCGUUGGAAUGCCGAGUAAUUCGGUUACACAGCAGCAGCAGCAACAGACAGUGAUAAUUGCAGCUACAGUGCCGGAACCAGGAGCAAUUGAGGCGCUUCCAUUGUUGAAAGAUGUACCAAUGUCUGAUCGCCAGAGUUUUGUUUUAAGGAAACUACAGGUUUGUUGUUACCAAUUUAAUUUCAUUGAUACGAUGAAAAUGGUUAAGGAAAAAGAGAUAAAAAGACAAACUUUAGUAGAACUUGUUGAUUGUGUACAAUCAGGUGGUGUGAAAAUAAGUGAGAGUAAUCAGGAAGAAAUGGUGAAAAUGAUAGGUGUUAAUAUAUUUAGAUGCUUGCCUCCUGCGUCUCAUGAGAAUACAGGGUCGGAAAAUGUUGAACCUGAAGAGGAAGAACAGUAUCUCGAGCCUUCAUGGCCGCAUUUACAGUUGGUAUAUGAGUUGUUGUUGAGGUAUAUAGUUUCGUCAAAUACUGAUACGAAGGUUGCUAAAAGGUUUAUUGAUCAUUCGUUUGUGUUGAAGUUAUUGGAUUUGUUUGAGUCUGAGGAUCCGAGGGAGAGGGAUUAUUUGAAAACGAUUCUUCAUAGGAUAUAUGGGAAGUUUAUGGUGCAUAGGCCGUUUAUAAGGAAGGUGAUUAAUAAUAUCUUUUAUAGGUUUAUAUAUGAGACAGAGAGGCAUAGCGGGAUAGGUGAACUUUUGGAGAUUUUAGGGAGUAUUAUAAAUGGUUUCGCGUUGCCAAUGAAAGAGGAACAUAAGCUUUUUCUUGUUCGAGUUCUCAUACCGCUACACAAGCCGAAACCAAUUGGAAUGUAUCAUCAGCAGUUGUCGUAUUGUAUUGUUCAGUUUGUCGAGAAGGAUCACAAGUUGUCUGAUACAGUUAUAAGGGGUUUGUUGAAAUACUGGCCUGUUACUAAUUGCCAAAAGGAAGUUCUCUUUAUUGGGGAACUCGAAGAAGUUCUGGAAGCCACGCAAGCUGCUGAAUUUCAACGCUGCAUGGUUCCUAUGUUUCGACAGAUUGCUCGUUGCCUUAACAGCCCACACUUCCAGGUUGCGGAACGAGCCUUAUUUUUAUGGAAUAAUGAGCACAUUGUGGGUCUGAUUGCCCAGAAUCGGAAUGUUAUUUUACCAAUAAUUUUUGAGGCUCUGGAAAAGAAUAUAAGGAGUCAUUGGAAUCAGGCAGUCCAUGGGCUGACUGUUAAUGUCCGCAAAAUGUUUCUUGAAAUGGACGCUGAUUUGUUCGAGGAUUGUCAGAAACAGUAUGCCGAGAAAGCAGCUCAGGCUACUGAGCUGGAAAAGCAGCGAGAGUUGAGAUGGCAGAGAUUAGCAGAUGCUGCCGGACAAGGAAGAUGAUGACAGGCAUUGCAGCAGGGUGUAAUUCAAGUAUGUAUUUCGAUAAUCAUUAGUUGUGUGCUGCAGCUCAAGAAUGGUUUGUAGAAGUAUCUUGUGUAUUUUGUUCUAUAAUUUUCGUCGAGAGAAUUUUUUCUUCUUGCUAACACUCUGGAGCACGAAAUUAGGUUAUUUAUACAGUUGAUUUACAGUAAUCAGGAGAGGAAUGACAAAAGGCCAAAGAAAAGCAGAUUCUGCAGUAAUCACUAGGCAUUUUUCUUUUGUUCCUUCUCUUGAAAGAAGUGUAUCUCUUUUUGGUUUGUCUUUUUUGUUGUAUCAUGAACUUGAAUUUGAUCGGUAGGAAGUUGAUUUACUUGGCA